GAGAAGUGCUUUAUGUGUUUGAAGUAGUUUGUGACUUAUGACUCACUGCAGUGUUUUAUUUACCUUCUAAACAGACAUACGUGGCAGUGUGUGUGUGUGUGUGUGUGUGUGUGUGUGUGUGUGUGUGUGUGUGUGUGUGUGUGUGUGUGUGUGUGUGUGUGUGUGUGUGUGUGUGUGUGUGUGUGUGCGCGCGCGCGUGGUUAGUCUUUGACCAGAAAGCCAGAGUAACUAAAAUACUUAAUAAUCAAGUGUCUGACUGUUACUUUAGUGUUUUAUAAUAAAUUUAAAAAGCACAGUUUUAAAUCUAGGGUAAACAGAUUUUAACGUGUCACAGGCUGAAUUGAGUUAGAUUUCAGUUUCAACAGUAGAAAAAUAUUUCCUCAAAUUAUUACAUUUUUGAACUAUCCAAUUAUUUUUAUAUAUGGGCUUUAUGACAGGAGAAGGUUAAGCCUAAACUUUGUUGUGUUUUGUAUGAAACGCAUGAUGUUCCAACUGGGAAAAUAAAAAUUGUAUUUAUAAAUAUGGAGAGAAAAGAGGCAACAUUGAGCCCCAAAUAAAAGAGGUUUAAAACUAACGCAAACGCAAAUAGGCCAAAUAUAAGUGUUUUUUUGUUUGUUUGUUUGUUUGUUUUGGCAUCUAAUUUUUUUCAGGGAGCGCUCAUCUCUCCACAUCAUCGGAGAAGGGUAUGCGUGGCUGAGGCGGAGGCGCGGCCAGUGGGCGGUGUUCAUAUCCACCGCACCGGUCAAUGCGCUCCUCGGAUCCUGCGGGGAACCCGUUUCUGUGCCACGUUAGCAAUGAAGUUUUAAAAUAAUCAUCAAAUCUGUGAUUCAACAAAUGCUGUAAAUGCUUUUUAUUUAAAAUGAACACACGGAAAAACCCUCGUCGACACCAGGUCGACACCCAUGACCUCUUGGCUGAGUUUUGCGCCGGCGACAGAACAAGGAGCGCAUCCCUCCUGGAACUCUUGCAUCACGCGGAAGGAGGAACACACGCUGAUCUGGUUCCGUGUGUCUACAAACCACAGGAACACGCGGGUAAACGCGCUGCCUCGUCUCCCUGGGUUUAUAACCUAUAUCCUUACUUUAAUAAUGGUUUUAAUAUCUAAACUGUAUUUUUAAAACAAAACUUGUCGCGCGAGCCUUGUUUCGUAGCGCGACAUUAAAGCUGCACGUGCUCGUUUGUACCCCCAACAAGCAGGGUAAAGAUAAUCUUUACGUUUUUCAAGACCAGCUUCUUCUACCUCUCUGCUAAAGAUAUUUCCUGGACGUAAUGUCUCAGAUGGAGAAGCAGCCACUGCCAACCGAUGAUGAUGACAAGGUUGAAGCCGCAGAGCCGGAGGUCGAUUGCUAUGCCCCGGAGCAGGGCUCCUCUGAGCCGGCCUCUCGAGCGGGAUGGAACAGUAAAAUCGAGUAUUUUCUGGCUCAGGUCGGAUUCAGCGUUGGACUCGGCAACGUCUGGAGGUUUCCGUAUUUGUGCCACCAGAAUGGAGGCGGUGCUUUCCUCCUGCUGUACAUCUUACUGAUGCUGAUUGUGGGGAUCCCUCUGUUCUUCCUGGAGCUGGCAGCCGGUCAGGCCAUCCGGCAGGGAAGCAUCGGAGUGUGGAAGUACAUCUCUCCAAAGCUCUCGGGCAUCGGCUACUCCAGCUGUGUGGUUUGCUUCUUUGUGGCGCUCUACUACAACGUGAUCCUCGCCUGGAGUCUUUACUAUUUUGGGAACUCGUUCCAGUACCCGUUACCGUGGGAACAGUGUCCGGAACUGGGAAAUAUAACUGUAAAAGAAUGUAAGAGCAGUUCUCCCACAUCCUAUUUCUGGUACCGCAAAGCUUUGGACGUUACGGACUCGAUCGAUGAGAUGGGCUCCUUUAAUGUGUAUAUCGUUGGCUGUCUGCUGCUGGCCUGGACCAUCGUGUGCCUGGGAAUGUUCAAGGGCAUCAAGUCAUCAGUCAAGGUGAUGUAUUUCUCCUCCAUCUUCCCUUAUGUGGUGCUGAUCUGCUUCCUGAUCCGAGGACUCCUGCAGGACGGAGCUUCAGAAGGAAUCGCUUACAUGUUUUACCCCAAGCUGGAGAUCUGGGCGGAUGUACAGGUGUGGCGUCAGGCAGCCACUCAGGUGUUCUUCGCUUUGGGCCUGGGAUUCGGCUCCAUCAUCGCCUACUCCUCAUACAACCCAAAGAACAACAACUGCCACCGCGACGCCUUCACCGUCUCCUUCAUUAACUUCCUCACGUCGGUGCUGGCCACUCUGGUGGUGUUUGCUGUGCUUGGAUUCAGGGCCAAAAAAACUGUCAUGGCGUGUGUGUCCAGUAAUGUACAGAAGUUGUCAGAGCACAGCUGUGUGCUGGACACACACCUGCUGCCCACCUUCAACUACUCUGAUCCAGGAUCUGUGGCUCUAGAGGACUACACCCGCUGGCUUGAACAGAAUGAACACCAGCUACCGUGUAACAUUACAGCCUGUGACCUGGAAAAGGAGAUGCAGAAGGGCGUUGAGGGAACGGGUCUGGCUUUCAUCGCUUUCACAGAGGCCAUGACCCUGCUACCUGGAAGCCCCUUCUGGUCGGCCCUGUUCUUCCUAAUGCUGCUCAACUUGGGUCUCAGCACCAUGUUUGGUACCAUGGAGGGCAUCCUCGCCCCCCUGAGGGACCGCUUCAAGUGUCUGUCCAAGAACAAGACCAAACUCACAAUUGGCAGCUGCAUCAUCGGCUUCCUGAUCGGCCUCCUCUUCACCCAGCGCUGCGGGAACUACUUUGUGACCAUGUUUGACGAUUACUCCGCCACGCUUCCGCUCAUCAUUGUUGUCGUGUUUGAAACCUUCAGCGUGUCGUGGCUGUAUGGAGCUGACAGAUUCCUCGACGACAUCGAGGGGAUGCUGGGCUGGCGUCCUCCCGUCAUUUACAAGUACCUGUGGAAAUACGUGUGCCUGCUGGCCAUGCUGGGCCUGCUGGGAGCUACCAUUAUCGGCAUGUUUAUAAAAACACCAACGUACAUGGCGUGGAACCAGGAAACGGCGUCUGAGGACCAUCUGCCGUAUCCUGGCUGGGCGCUGGCUGUUCUGUCAUUACUGAUCAUUUUCGCCAUGCUGCCUGUCCCAGUGGGGUUGGUCCACUCUGUUGUGUGGGACAGAAGACGACGGACACACAGGGACACGGAGACGGGUCAUUACAGCAUCGUCAGCACCGAUGAGACUCCCAUGUCGGAGCUGGACAACGGGAACGCGUUCCCUGCUUCUGUUUCCUGAACACUGGAAGAAAGAUAGAUUGGCCGUUUUUAAAGACAUUUAAAUUAUUCAACAAAGUUUACCACAAGUGUGAAUCCGAAACUUCUAUUUUUAAUAUUUAAACCCCCAUAUCUUUAUUUAACUUAUGUUCGUGUGUAUCCAGAGGAUAUUGGGGCAGCAGUAGCUCAGGAGGUAGAGCAGGAUAGAUUCCAGCUCUCUACUGCUGUGUCCUUGGGCAAGACACUUUACCUGAUUUGCCUGUAUGGGUGGUGGUCAGAGGGGCUGAUGGUGCAUAAUGGCAGCUUCGCCUCUGUCGGGCCAUCUCAGGGCGGCUGUGGCUACGUAGUAAUGUGAGAGCGCGUGAAUAAUGGAAAGCGCUAUAUAAAUCUAAUCCUUUAUUGUCAAUACUGGUCUUGUUAUAUUUUAAUUAUAAUUUGCACAACUUUUAGAAAGUUUUGUACAUGAAAAACAUGGAACAAAAAAAGCUCAGUUUAUAGAUGUAAUCACGUUUUUAUCACACACGUCUAGUUAUCUCUAGCUCCCUAGAACGUAUCCUGAUGUCACCAGGGGUGCACCGAUGUGACGAGGUAAAGGCCGAUAUCAAUAUCCGAUUAUGAAAUCGCUGUUAAUCUGAUAACCGGUAUUACAUUAGUAUAUGUGGGAUGUAAGAAAAUAACGAUUCACUAAAAUAUCGCAAUAUUUGGUGUCCUAUUCAAUCAUAUAAAAGCAGUGUAGAGAUUUGUUUAUGAAGAAUUUACAUGCAGACAUACAUUUUUUCCCUUUUGCAUGGUGAACUAGUCUGACUGCUAGGUGGCAACAGUUUUUACCACCCUCACUCUGACUGAACAAGACCUGGCGAUAACACUGGAUGAGCAUCUGGCCCGAGUUUCUCAAUAACAUCAGUGUAAAAACACUGCAGAUAUUUUCUGACUUUUAGUUUCACAAUCUAUCGUGUCCUCUCAUAUUAAGUUAUAUAAAUUGUAUUGCCAGGUUCUCAUCACCCCCCCCAAUGUAUACACACCACACACAUUUAUGCUUCAGAGACGAUUGCCGUCACUUUCACACGAGUAAACAACUACGCGUCGUCUCCCCUUCCCUCUGAAAACGGACCGAUGUGUUAAAGGACCAGCAUCGGCCAGCGCCGAUGGAUCUUGCAUCCCUAUUUGUCACACUUUAUGCUGCUGCAUGUUUUAUUUGUAUUUUUUCCACUGUUGGUUACAGCGUUCAGAGGUCAGGUUUAUCACCACACCAAGUGUUUCAGCAGACGUAGAACCAGGAGCUGAACAAAGGGCUACGUUAUAUCUGAAUCACUCCAAGCCGGAGCUUUUUAAAACGCAUGUAUGAAAGAUGAACUUUUCAGUAACACUUCCAUAAACGGCUCAACAGGAGUAUAGCUUUUAUAAAGGUCCUUUUGGGCAUUUGUAACACUGCCAAAGAUGUUUUCUGUCAUUUAAGGCAAAAAUAACAUUUCCUGUUGAAUUUUAUUCCCUUUCUGUUUCAAGCCCUAAAGUGUUGCUGCUGCUAAAUCAAAGCCCAUCAGGGAAAAAAAACACUUCAAGUCUCUGUUGUGCCCUGAUCUGUUACGAUAGCUUUCUGUGCAGAUUAUUGAUAUUUAUGAGACAUUUGUCUCUUAAAUGGUAUCUGAGGAUUUGGUUCUGACUCUUUAAAAGUCAGCAUUAACCACGCACCCCUGAAUCAGAAAGUUCUGUUGUAAAUAUGUUCAUAAUGUAAAAUGUAAUAUAUAAAUAUGUGUUGUUCUGCAGUUUGUGGCUGUAAAUUAGGAAUUGGCUUAAAUCUUUUUUUUUUUUUUUUUUUUUUUUUUUUUUUUUUUUGUAAUAGAAGAGUAGUGACCUGCUUCCUGAACCCGCCGAGGACUUAACCUGUUUUCGACUUGGCUAUGGGAGUAUUGUGACUUGUGUUGACUCGGUGGAUUAGUUACUGUUUUAUCGGUUGUUGUUUACAGUCAAAAUGAAUUGAUCAGGAAUGUGAAUGCUGUUUGUAUUCUGAGUGCCUUUGAGAGAACAAAGUGUUGAAUCAUUCCAGUGUGUUUGUAAUUAUGAAACCUCUUAUUUUGCUGUAGAUGUGUGUACAUAGUUUCUGUCUUGUUUUUAGCUCUUUUAAUAAAAUUUUUCACAUCCA
Nothobranchius furzeri (turquoise killifish) is the source of this 5352-nucleotide messenger RNA. RefSeq names its product sodium-dependent neutral amino acid transporter B(0)AT2. Gene Ontology annotation, cellular component: plasma membrane. Gene Ontology annotation, biological process: sodium ion transmembrane transport. Lineage: Eukaryota; Metazoa; Chordata; Actinopteri; Cyprinodontiformes; Nothobranchiidae. The record is from RefSeq and is a predicted model, not a curated record.